CUCUGAUGCUUCCCGUGUCACAGUGCGCAAAUGCGCAUCCAACAGCACGGAGCUGCGGUGGAAAACGAUAAAACAAACGUUACCAGGCUGGGAAACGACACGCUAGGGCGGAAAAGAAAACAGCGGCUGACGGGAAAGACUGAACCGAGGGGUACAGUCUGUGACACGGCAGCAACCAUGGUGGGCGAACGCCGCAAUGGUAACCUGCUGGUCCAGCUCGCCCCGAAGCUGCAAGCAUAUCCAGAGGAGCUAAUCCGUCAGCGCCGCAACCAUGACGGCCAAACAGAGUACCUGAUCCGCUGGUGCCUCGUCACCAUUGACGACGGCUCCAGCUCAGGAGGCGGAGCAAGCGAGGCAGGAGGGACAGGAGGCGGCAGCUCUGGGGUUGGUAGCUCUAGCGGAUCUACUUCUGGAGAGAGCAAACCGCAGAACAUCUUAAUGUGGAUGUCCACCGAGGAUGUGUACGCCAACUGCCCCACCCUGCUGGGGAAGAGGAAGACAGACGCACAGCGCCCCCUGCAGCAGGAGAAGCAGCAGGGUGAGUCGUCAAGUAGUGGUCAGGCAAGCGGCAGCGAGUUUCCCACGGACGCCACCUUCAAUGAGGUGGAGCUGUCUGACAUGAAGGAGGAUGUGAAGAACCUGGUGCGUCGAGCCAGGAAACAAAUGGCCAAGAAGAGCGACUUCUCCAUCAGCAUUACGCACACCAUCCAUGUGCUCAGUGCCUAUGCUAGCAUCGGAUCGCUGGUCGGCGUCUUCAAGGAGACAGGCGCCCUGAAUCUGCUGAUGGAGCUGCUGUGCAACAAGGAGACGCAGACCAGACGCAGCGCUGGGAAAAUGCUGCGAGCGCUCGCCUCACAUGAUGCAGGAAGCCGGGCCUACGUGUUGCUGUCACUCAGUCAGCAGGAUGGCAUCGAGCAGCACAUGGACUUUGACAACCGCUACACUCUGCUGGAGCUGUUUGCCGAAACCACGUCAUCAGAGGAACAUGGGAUCUCUUUUGAAGGGAUCCACCUGCCACAGAUUCCAGGGAAGCUGCUGUUCUCCCUGGUGAAGCGUUACCUGUGCGUCACGUCUCUGAUGGACAAACUCAACACGGCGGGGGCGGACUCUACCUCUGACAGACAGGAUGCCAGCCCCUCUCCUGCCUCCUCCACCAGCACGGCCCACCAGACGGAGCAUCUCCGCAUCCAGCGAGAGUUCGACUUCACCAUGGCCAUGGCCAACUUAAUCUCAGAGCUGGUCCGAGUCAUGGGCUGGGACCGGAACAGACAGCCUCCUGAUGGCUCCGUCCAUCGCCCAGGAGGAGGCGGGAUCUCCUGGGAGGAGCACGGAGAGGAAGCCCGCCCCGUCCUCAGAUCCAUCUUCCAGCCUCGGUUCUGUGCUUCACCUGUCGUCCUGAGCAGCAGCUCGGCUGUAGCUGCUCCCGCUGCCACCUCACAACAAAAGAAGAAGACAGGAAACGGGUUCAAAACACGCUCCGACUUUGCCAGCCGCUCGGCUUACGUGGAGUACGUCCAGGACAAUCUGAAGAGCGGCAUGAUGGUCCGCAUGCUGGAGGACUAUGAGGAAGUGAGCGCAGGAGACGAAGGAGAGUUUCGCUACAGCAAUGAUGGCUCUCCACCUGUUCAGGUGUACUGGAACUCCCUGUCCAGGACUUACUGGGUCCACUGGCACAUGGUAGAGAUACUGGGCAGUGGUGGGAGCAGUCAGGCUGAGAAGGAGACGCAGGAGAAGGCCUCCACUCUGACAGAAACCCUCAAACUCACUGCAGUGAGUCAGACCUUCUUCUCCAAGCCCCCUGGUGGUCUGUACUCCCUGCCGUACCUCUCAGAGGGUCUGCAGACUGAACCGCUGGCUCUGAGUCGGGCGGAGUGGUGGGAGAUUCUUUUCUUUAUAAAGAAACUGGAACCGAAGCAGCAACAGGAGGUCAACAGCAUCCUGCUGCAGAGCCUUGAUGACCAGGAGACUGAGCUGGAUGACUGGUCUCUGAUUGGUCUGAGUGUCCCUGGAGAUGUGGCAAAGAAGUUGCUGCACUACCUGAAGCAGAAGCUGCCAACGUCGUGUCUCAGCGACCUCCUGUGCUCUCACGCCUUCUGCAAGCACUACCUGCGGCGAGGAGGAGGAACACUGGAGGAUGAGGAGCUGCUGGCUGAAAGCUCUUUGGGCUCGUCCGGUCUGGGAGGUGUUGUAGGGGGUCAGAGUUCCUCCUCUUCGUCCUCAGCUUCGGUCUCCUCCUCCUCAGCGAUGGGCUCGGUCUCCAAGAAAGCAAAGAAGGAGCUUCCGGCCGAUUCAGGCUGUGGUAGUCCAGAGACUGAGAGUGAGCUGCCUUCAGAGGAUGACAGUAGAUACCCCGAUGACCUGGAGGACAAGAUGAAAGUCUUUAACAACCCACGGGUCCAGGGGAAGAGGACGCUGCUGGAGAAGCUCGGAGAGGUGGUGGACAUCCUGAAGAAGGGUGGCUCGGGCUCAGACCAGGCCCAGCAGCUGGCCGCUGUCCUCUUCAUCACCAGACUGCUGGAGGAGAAAGGAGGGCAGGAGAAAAACUCCAUGAGGAGUGACUCUGCCCAGACUGUACGGGAUAAGGUGCUGAAGCUGCUGGUGGAGCUUCUGUCCUCAUCAUCUAAAGACCUGGUGAUCAGUACGCUGAGACUCACUCACCUCAUCAUGCUAAAGUACGAGUGGAGGGUAUCCUUCGCCUCGGAGGGAGGGGUCAAAGCUGUCCUGUCCUGCAUGCAAGAGUUCUCCACAAUCACACAAGUCCAGCAGCUGGCUCUGGCUACUCUGAAGGUGAUCACCGGAGCCAGUAAACACGACCUCCGCAGCGUUGGCAGCAGCCUCCCUCUCUCCGAGUCCGGCACCCAGAUGAUGUUGGAGAUCUUUGCCAGCAUCGGCUCAGCCACGCCUGAGGGCUCCAAAGGCCUUCUGGGAGCCAUCCCUGCUGCUAUUGAUCUCAUGCUCAAAACCAAAGGCUGCAUGCUGUCGGUGCGGAACGGCCUGCUCGUCAUCAUCAUGCUCAUCUCCAACCAUAAGAGUCUGGCAGAGCAGCUGGUGGCCUCUGACGUCACAGCAGUCCUUAAGAAGUGUCUGACUCUGUCCAGAGCAGAGACCAUGCUGGCCAUCAUCGCCCUCAACCACAUCUCCAUGGUGCACAAGCUGGACAGCAAAGAGUGUCGAGAGCAGCUGGACUUUAAGGACACGGAGCUGCAGAUGUUGGUGGUCAGUCUGAAGGAGCUGACUGCCACCAAAGAGGUGAUCCAGACUCUGGAGCAGCUGCUGUGUGACGACACUUCACAGCUACUGUGUGACGACGCGUCACAGCUGGAGGAGAAACGCUGCCAGGUGACUCACAGCCGUGACACAUACCAGGAUCUAGUCCGUCUGAUGGAGCAGCACCGAGCUGACCGGGCCGUCCAGGUCUCCAUUCUCAGGAUCCUGAACAAGUUCCUGGACAACUACGAGGAAGACAUGCUGCCGUGGCACGACAGCAUCGAGCCCUGCCUGUCCUCCAUGACGGCCUUCAUCAAUGACAGAGAGGUGGUCCAGCAGUUCAUCCACUUCCUGUAUCGGCUGGCAUCUCUGAACAAAGACUACGCGGUGGUGAUGUGUCGUCUGGGGACUAAAGAAGCUCUGGUCAAAGCUCUGGACAAACACAGCACCAACCUGCUGCCGGUCACCGAGCUGAGAGAUCUCAUCACCGACUGUGAGAAGUACGCCAGCCUCUACAAGAAGAUGACCACCAGCGUCCUGGCAGGAUGUAUCCAGAUGGUGCUGGGUCAGAUUGAGGAGCACCGCCGUAGCCAUCAACCAAUCAACAUCCCCUUCUUUGACGUGUUCCUCAGGAAUCUCUGCCAAGGUUCCAGUGUGGAGCUGAAGGAGGAUAAGUGCUGGGAGAAGGUGGAGGUUUCAUCCAAUCACCAUCGAGCUAACAAACUGACCGAUAAGAAUCCUAAAACGUACUGGGAGUCCAACGGCUGCACCGGCUCACACUUCAUCAACAUCUACAUGCACAAAGGAGUCAUCAUCAGACAACUGGCCAUCCUUGUGGCCAGCGAGGACUCGAGCUACAUGCCGGCCCGGAUCCUGGUCCUGGGAGGAGACGAGCCCACCAACAUCAACACAGAACUAAACACGGUAAACGUGACUCCAUCAGCCAGCCGCGUGGUUCUACUGGAGAACAUGACAAGGUUCUGGUCUAUCAUCCAGAUCAGGAUUAAGAGAUGUCAGCAGGGCGGCAUCGAUACACGGGUUCACGGUUUUGAGGUUCUGGGUCCAAAACCGACGUUCUGGCCGGUUUUCAAGGAGCAGCUGUGCUGUCGGACGUACCUGUUCUACAGCACCAAGGCCCACACCUGGUGUCAGGAAGUGAUGGAGGACAAGACGCAGCUGCUGCAGCUCUUCAACAAACUGAACAGCGCUCUGAGACAUGAGCAAAUGUUUGCUGAUCGCUUCCUGCCCGACGCCGAGGCAGCUGAAGCUCUUGGUCGAACAUGCUGGGAGGCUCUGAUCACACCCAUUGUCCACAGCAUCACACUUUCAGAAUCCUCCACGUCCAGCCCUCUGUCCUGGCUGCUCAGCGAAUACCUGGAUAACGCUGAGUCAGCCCGCCGCUGUAAGAGCCGGGCAGCUAUCUUUAAUUCAAGAGUGAGACGCCUUACACACCUGCUGGUCCACGUUGACACGAGUCAGGUGGACAACGAGGAGCUCAAACCCCCUGUCAAAUCGAAAGGUCUCAACCGAAGCAAAGAGCUGAAGAAUGGUAAAGAGGGUAAAAACAAAGACAACACCGUGGCCUCUUCUUCCUCCUCAUCCUCCUCUGCCAAACCCAAAGUGAAGAGUAACAGCAGCAUCGCAGGCAUCGCCCUCUGUUGGCAAGGAGUAGUGCAGCGCCAAGUGAAGAAGUUUCUGGAGUCAAGCUGCAGUCUGCCUGACUUUGUGGAGCGAUACCGGACUCUGUACCUGCGUCUGAGGAACGCCAUGGAGGAGCUGUUUGGUCAGCAGACUGCCUUCGUCCUGGCCCUCCGACACGGCUUCUCUGCUGCUCUGCUGCAGCUCUCCAUCCUCAAGGCCAUGCACGUGAGCGAGCGUUUUGCUCAGUACAUUGAUCAGAUGAUCCAGGCCAGCGGAGUGGCGAGCGGUAGUGUUCAGACGUUGGAGCGGCUGCAGCAGUUUCUGGAGCCAAUGCUCUUCCUGUCGGGCCUGGAGCUCGCCAACACCUUUGAGCACUUUUACAGGUACUACCUUGGCGACAGGCUGCUGGCUCAGGGGAAUGUGUGGUUGGAGAGCGCAGUGAUAGACCAGAUCGGCAGCUGCUUCCUGAGUCGUUUCCCACAGCAGAUGAUGAAGAACCUGAGCGAGUCUGCAGAGCUGCAGCAGGAGUUUCACCUGUACCGCCUCCAGCAGCUGGACCGCUGCCUGCAGGAGCACGACCAGAUGAUGGAGGAGGAGUGGGCGGAGUCAGACGAGGAGGCCGAGGUCCAGGUUCUGGUUUUAUCUCCAAGGUGUUGGGCUGUCUCAUCUCUCUGCUUUCUGGAUGAACCUUCCAAACAUUUUCCAUCUGAGCUCUGUUCCUACCUGAACCAGUUUACACAGUUCUACACCCACAGUCAGUCCAUGUACGGUCUGAGUCACUCCAAGCCUCGCCGGCUGCAGUGGACGUGGCUCGGUCAUGCUGAGCUCCAGUUUGGCUGCUGGAAGCUGCACGUCUCCACGCUGCAGAUGUUCAUCCUUCUGCAGUUUAACAGUCAAGAGGAAGUUCAAGUGGAGGCUCUGCUGCAGGCCACCGCCCUGUCUGCUCCCGUCCUGCUGCACGCUCUGCUGCCGCUCAUCAGUGAGGGAGGACCGCUGAUCUGCAGCCAUCCCAACGAGCCCAGCCAGGGUGUGUUGCGGUUAAACCCAGAGGUGGCGUCUCGCAGUCUGGAUGGCGUCCCUGCAACAGUCCAGCUGCUGCCCAGACAGACGUACGUGAAUGUGGAUGAGGACGCAGCCGGCAUGCUGGAGAGGAAGAGGAACUACAUCUACUGUCUGAUCGUCCACAUCAUGAAGCAGGAGAAGGAAAUGCACAUCGACAAUCUGGUCUUUAAGGUUCUGGACUCGUGCCAGAAAAAGGAAGCAUCUCGCUCGCCGGGCUCAGGCCGUUUCAGCUGCAGCACCAGCGACGUGUUCUCCUGCAUCAUGCACGUCAUCAGCAAAGGCUGCAUACGCCGCAAUGAGGACAACCCACACAUUGUAGAGUUCCUGCCGGAGGACCCGUCCACGCCACAGAAAGGCCAAGCCCAGUUCUCAUUCAGCCGGGCCGAGGUCAGGAAGGACACCGUGGACAGCAGGGCCGACAUCAGCCUGAUGUCGGCACCGCGGCGCUUUGAGGACGGCGUUCUGGAUGCGGUUCUCUUCUCGAUGGGUCGAACGAUGACCCAGGAUGAAGUUCGCCAGCUGAUGCAGAGGACCGUCCAACAGGUUUCCAGUACUCUCAGUCUGGACCUGGACCGGGCUGAACAUCUCCUGGUUCACUGUAAGUGGAACGUCGACCUCUUGGUGCAGAGGUACACCGAUGACUCCGAUGCCCUCGUCAUGGCUGCUGGGCUAAAGUGCCGAAACCCUCAGCCCCCACCAAGCCCCGCCUCCACCUGCCCAGUCUGCCUGGGCCCUCGCACCCCCGCCACGGAGCCGGUCCCCUCCCUGAGCUGCAUGCACUACUGCUGCCGGUCAUGCUGGCAGGAGUACCUGACGGCCAGGAUCGAGCAGAACCUGGUGAUGAACUGUAACUGUCCAAUCACAGACUGCCAGGCUCAGCCCACCUCGGUCUUCUUCCUCAACAUCCUCACUGACAAGGACACCAUCUCUAAGUACGAGAACGCCUUGCUCCGAGGUUAUGUGGAGUGCUGCUCCAACCUGACGUGGUGCACCAACCCUCAGGGCUGUGAUCAGAUUCUCUGUAAGGAGAACAUGGGCAGCAUGGGGACCUGCUCGAAGUGCUGCUGGUCGUCCUGCUUCAACUGUAACUUCCCUGAGGCACACUACCCAGCCAGCUGCAGCCACAUGUCUCAGUGGAUGGAUGAUGGAGGGUAUUAUGAAGGGAUGAGCAUGGAGGCUCAGAGCAAACACCUCGCCAAGCUUAUCUCCAAACGCUGUCCCAGCUGCCAGGCUCAGAUCGAGAAGAAUGAAGGCUGUCUGCAUAUGACCUGUGCCAAGUGUAACCAUGGUUUCUGCUGGCGGUGUCUGAAACCCUGGAAACCAACACACAAAGAUUACUACAACUGCUCUGCCAUGGUGAGUAAAGCAGCGCGGCAGGAGAAAAAGUUCCAGGAUUAUAACGAGAGGUGCACAUUCCACAACCAGGCCAAGGAUUUUGCAAUCAACCUGGAGAACAAAGUGUCAUCCAUCAAUGAAGCUCUGCAGAUGAAGUCUUUGACCUUCGUCAUCGAUGCCUGCAAGGUCCUCGCUCAGGCUCGGAAGGUUCUGGCUUACUCCUGUGUCUACAGCUACUACAACCAGGAGACGGAGAAGAUGGACGUGAUGGAGCAGCAGACCGAGGCUCUGGACCUGCACACCAACGCCCUGCAGAUCCUGCUGGAGGAGACGCUGCUCCAGUGUACUGAUCUGGCCUCCUGCGUCCGGCUGCUGAAACCAGAACACCUCAACACCGGACUGGAACUGAUCAGACGGAUCCAGGAGCGCCUGCUCGCCAUCUUACAGCACUCCACACAGGACUUCAGGGUGGGUUAUCAGUCCAAGAGCAGCCAGGAGCCAGAGUCUACUCAAGCCUCCAACCUUUCCAACCACAGCGACGCCAACAAAGCGUCGAAGUCGGACCGGGCGUCAGACUCCGGGGACUCCGAUAACAACAACAAUACUGGUGAAGAUGGCAACGAGGAGGCUGAGGAUGAGGACGACGAGUACGAUGAAGAGUACGUCCCGGAGUGGCAUGAGGACUACGACGAGGACGACAUCGACGAGGACGACUUUUUCUCCGACGACGACGAGUCCGAGAACCUGGAGAGGGACUUCAGCCCGUUUGACUGAGGCGAAAACUGAAAACCUCCCCGAGUCCAGGGAAGAGAGAGGGGGGCGAGUCGGACCGCGCCGCAGCCACGCCCCUUUACAUGAGAACGCCAGGAAGGACGGAGACGAUCAGAGGGACGUCGUCCUUCAACCCCAGCACCCAAAAACACAGCUGCACCUGCUUCUCCUCCUCUUCUACUUCCCUUCUGUGUGAUCAUAAAAUCAAAGUAUGGAGGAAAACUGAAGGAGGAGUCAGAGAUUAUCCAUUCAGAAUCCUUAGAGUAGUUAAACAAGAAUAGCUCUGUCAUUCUGGUUCCUUUUGAGGGCAGUGGCAUGAUAAUAAUUUUUUAAGAGCAAGUCUUAAGACUUGGACGAGAACCGGUUUAAAACCAGUUAAGAAAAAAAAAAAGAAAAACAGUUAAGAUUCAUUAUUACAUGAAUUAAGACCUAGUUUUCAGCAUUUAUUCAAGUUUAGACUCUGAAACCACAUCAUAAAGUGUAUCACAGAAAUGUAUCAACAUUGACAUGUUCUGACAGAAGUCUGUUUACAUUUGAAGCCAAUUUCUCUAGUUAAAAACUUUAUAAAGUUCUGAAACUUUUUAAAAACAUCAUAAAACCACCCAAUAUUAUCCAAAAUUGUUUGAUAGUAUUAAGAACCCAAUCUGAGACAAGGUUAGAACCAGAUUUCACAGUCAAAAACACAAUCGUACACAAGUCUAAAAACCCUGUUUAAACCUUGUAUUAACAGCUGUUUUGGGUCAUUUGUUUAGUUUUUAAUUCAUAAUGCUUUGUUUGGAGGCACCUCAGUGUGAACUGAAAACAGUUUGAUAUCUGAUUGCUCAGACUCAUACAAAGGUGGUAUAGGAUGUCUUUAUCUGGAAUGGAUAGGUUGUUGAGACCAUCUCAUACGUCUGCUGCUGUAUUAUGCUUGUAAACAAAAAGCAUGGCUUAUGUAUGUCUAUCCAGUCUUGCUUGGAGUGAAGGGCACUUCUUGGAGAUCUGGAUUAUUUGUCUCAGCUCAGUAAUGAGAGUCAGUCUUUGGGCUCCCACACGGCUCUAUAUUUGGUACCAGUCUGACCUUUCAACAGCAAGAACAGAAAACAAGAAAACCGUCUCUCAAAUGGGAGCCAGCACCCAUUGUUCCCAAAGGAGCCAGCUCUCAGAACCAGCUUGUCCAUUAAGGACAUCAUGACUCCCUCAUAAACCUAGUCACGGAAUGAGUUGUCAUAGAGUCUAACCAGUCCCCCCCUGGAUUUAUUUACUAAAUAGUAUAUCAGCGUGUUUAUGACAACAUGAUAGAGAAAAGCUGUGAAAGAAGCACCACUAGCCCCUUCUCUCAUGGCUAAUCAUCCCCUAUUAUUAGAUCAAAACUAUAUCAACAAUCUUCACUUUCUGUUGACAGUCCUUAGUUAGCAACUUUUGGAAAAGUAUGCGCAACUGGCAAGUCCAUCCACUUUAACAAAAGUUGCCAAUUGUGGCCAAAAAAAGGAGGAAAACAGGACCCCAACAUCUCCAGCUUCUUUUAAAGGCUCUGAUGACUAUAUCGUUUAAAGGCUCUGAUGGUGUCAUCCUUUAAAGGCUCUGAUGGUGUCAUCCUUUAAAGGCUCUGAUGACAUUAUCCUUUAGAGGCUCUGACACCGUCAUCUUUUAAAGGCUCUGAUGGUGUCAUCCUUUAAAGGCUCUGAUGACAUUAUCCUUUAAAGGCUCUGAUGGUGUCAUCCUUUAAAGGCUCUGAUGACAUUAUCCUUUAAAGGCUCUGAUGCUGUCAUCCUUUAAAGGCUCUAGUGGUGUCAUCCUUUAGAGGUUCUGAUGGCAUUAUCCUUCAAAGGCUCUGAUGGUGUCAUCCUUUAAAGGCUCUGAUGACAUCAUCCUUUAAAGGCUUUAAUGGUGUCAUCCUUUAAAGGCUCUGACAAUGUCAUCCUUUAAAGGCUCUGAUGGUGUCAUGCUUUAAAGGCUCUGAUGACAUUAUCCUUUAGAGGCUCUGAUGACAUCAUCCUUUAGAGGCUCUGAUGACAUCAUCCUUUAAAGGCUCUGAUGGUGUCAUCCUUUAAAGGCUCUGACACCGUCAUCCUUUAAAGGCUCUGAUGGCGUCACCCUUUCAAGGCUCAGAUGGUGUCAUCCUUUAAAGGCUCUGAUGGUGUCAUCCUUUAAAGGCUCUGAUGGUGUCAGCCUUUAAAGGUUCUGAUGACAUUAUCCUUUAAAGGCUCUGAUGGUGUCAUCCUUUAAAGGCUCUGAUGAUAUUAUCCUUUAAAGGCUCUGAUGGUGUCAUCCUUUAGAGGCUCUGAUGACGUCAUCCUUUAAAGGCUCUGAUGGUGUCACCCUUUAAAGGCUCUGAUGGUGUCAGCCUUUAGAGGCUCUGAUGACAUUAUCCUUUAAAGGCUCUGACGACAUUAUCCUUUAAAGGCUCUGAUGGCGUCAUCUUUUAAAGGCUCUGAUAAUGUUAUCCUUUAAAGUUUUUAUCAAACUUUAGAAAAAUGACAUCAUCAAAGUGUGUAUCCUUGUCUUUUUUGCCGGCAUAGACCCCAGUUAUCAUAUCAGUCUAACCAGUGCCCCCCAAGAUUUAUUUGCUCAACAGUAUAGUAGUGUGUCCUUUAAAAGCAUGUUUAUGAUAGCAUGAGGGAGAAAAGCUGUUAAAGAGGCACCACUAGCCUAGCUCAUUGUUGAUAAUCCCAUUCAUUCUGAUUGUCAGUGACACCAUUGCUGACAGCAUGCUUGGAUACUACAAGCUAGAUGGAGGAAAAUCUAUAAAAUUCUGAGAGCCACAGAGACGAUGUUUGGGCUGAUGUUUUGAUUAAAGGUUGGUAAGUGAUUGCAGGAUGUCACUGAAGCAGUAUAGUUAAUGCAGAAUACAGUUGCAUGUACCUAAGUGCAGUUGUGGUAAACCAAUGACUGACGUUAUUGCAAAAUUUUAACAAUCUAAAUCACUUCAAAUCCAGUUGGAAGCAUUCUCACCCAGAUGAAUGGAUACAAGCCACUUUAAACCUAGUCCAGGAGUCAGUGUCAGACCAGUUUAAUCCCAAGUUAAACCUCCUGAAAUCUGAGCUUUUAUUUGAAUUGCUUUUUAAGUUUAUCCCUCUUACUUGGGAUCAGUAGGACCUGAUCAGUUUAAAAGCUCAGCAUUAUCUUCAAACAGGAAGUAUUUUUCAGAUAUCCUGAAGGUCCUGUUUCUGCAGAAAAUCCAGACUUGGAUUGGUUCUAGAGCAGAUGUUUAGGCUGAGUGUUGUUGUGGGUCUUAAUUUAGUCAAGAAUGGUGUUAGUCAUUGAGUCAUAUUUUUUUAAGUAUCCAAUAUUAAGUACCCCCAAAUUUCUUUAAAAUACUCCCUAAAGGUUUUAGUGACACUUUAUCCUAAAGCCUGAGCAUUCAGAUGCAAAAUUCCCCACAAAUUCCUGAAGAUUUUCAAGCAAAUCCCCCAAAAAUUUCAAAGUAAUUCCCCCCUAAAGUUUCUAAUCAAAUUCCCAAUAAUUGAAAAAUACCAUCUCCAGAAUUCCGAACCAAAGUUUUAAAAUGCUCCCAAGCAUUGAUUUACUGAAAAAAAAAAAAACUUAAAUGUCCUU
Messenger RNA from Cheilinus undulatus (humphead wrasse), 11553 nucleotides. RefSeq names its product cullin-9 (gene cul9). NCBI's taxonomy places the organism in Eukaryota, Metazoa, Chordata, Actinopteri, Labriformes, Labridae. The transcript is spliced from 45 exons. Gene Ontology annotation, molecular function: zinc ion binding. The record is from RefSeq and is a predicted model, not a curated record. The coding region runs from base 31 to 8019 and encodes 2662 amino acids.